CGAAAUAAAAUAUAUAUAAAAAUUCCACAAUGAACCGGAUAACCCGGGAAAUCCCACGGUCAAAAUUAAAGAUGUUUAUGGUUAAGAUUCUCAAGAUAUUGGGAUUCGCUGGAACCGUAUUAUUCAUCAAAGAGUUGGGCAACUCGGACACUGCUUCUGCACUGGUCGACUGCAAUCAGGAGGAACCACCAGGUGCCGCUCCCAUUGAGCUGGCCAAGGAUGGGAGCAGGAAGAUCCUCUUCGAUGAGGAUGAUAAACGGGAUCUGAAGCGCAAGACGGACGACUUUAAGCGAAAGUAUUGCACUAAAGGCGGCAUCUGUGAGCCUCCGCCACCAAAACCCUUUUCGGAAAGCAUCGCAGACGCAUGGAGCGACACAGUGAGGGCUCUCAAGAAAAUACCCGCCUUUUGGGGCGGUGUGGCGAGCGACUUGGGCGACAGCAUCUGUCGGUUGUUCAAGGGAGACGAUAAGUAGGCGACGCCAC
This is a messenger RNA of Drosophila obscura, 483 nucleotides long. RefSeq lists its product as uncharacterized. NCBI's taxonomy places the organism in Eukaryota, Metazoa, Arthropoda, Insecta, Diptera, Drosophilidae. The transcript has a single exon. Bases 30 to 473 code for a protein of 147 amino acids. The record is from RefSeq and is a predicted model, not a curated record.